Gamsiella multidivaricata is the source of this 498-nucleotide messenger RNA. RefSeq lists its product as uncharacterized. The annotation marks the transcript as partial. The transcript is spliced from 2 exons. The record is from RefSeq and is a predicted model, not a curated record. Lineage: Eukaryota; Fungi; Mortierellomycota; Mortierellomycetes; Mortierellales; Mortierellaceae.
AUGGAACAAGAACCUUUGGAAGACGAGCAGACGGCAUCUCGUACACUCCGGCGACCGUCUCGUCCCCUGAGCGCACAAGAAACCCUCUCUAGAAAUUUCAUCUCCGAGGAAGAGUUUUCCAUGCUGGCAGAGGAAUACCUGCUAUCGCUUUCGCCGAAAAAGAGAGAGAAAGCACUGCUCACGAACAGCAUGUACCAACAAAUCCUGAUGGUCUUGCUCCAGCCAAAGAAUACCCAGGUCUCAACAGCUCAGUUUCGCUUUUGGGCCAAGAAAAUGUUCACUCUGUCAACAGUGGAGACGCACCACAUCGUUUGUCAUGGAGGAAAGCCGGUAGCAACCAAAGAAUGUCUAUACGAUGUUCUUAUCUAUUGCCAUCGCAAAAGCUCCCAUGGAGGCCGAGACAAAACAUCUGCUGAGAUACGACAGCACUACUCUUGGGUUCCGAAAGAACUUAUCGCUCGCUUUGUCAGACAAUGUCCGCUCUGCUCAAGUCGGCGC